UUCCCUCUCGUUAUUCAAGAUGGAGGACCAGACGAAGGUUGAUAUUGUAAGUGAGUUCAAUCUUCUUCCUGUUGUCUUUGACAUUAUUCACUCUGUACAAAAGACUGGAGAUACACAGGAUAUGGCUAAAAAGGUGAACAACUUUAGAGCGAAGAUUCAGCAUUGCAGAAAACUUUUAGAUACUUUACCUGGAUUAGAUAUGAAUUGCGAAGACCAAAAAGCACAGUUAGUAAAGCACAAUAAAGAAUACGAACGGAAAAGUGCCCUGGUAGCAAAAUACAARCAGUUGCCAGUAUUCUCAGAAGCAAUAGCAAAAGAAAUGAUCCUCUGACCAAAAUGCAGUGAAUGAUUGACUGAAUGUUCAAGUUAGUGGAYUGUAGUGCAUCAGUCGCACAGAAGUCAUGGCAGUAAAUGAUUGCCCGUCUUUCAUGCAUCGUCUGUCAUCUCUUGGGCAGGAGUCUCUUUUUUCGAAUUGUCACACUGGACAGUUGGACAAUGCAAUCACAUAUUGAGUGGUUUUCAUAAACCUUACAAAAUGAUGAAAAUGGCCCUAAUUAUUUUUUAUUGGYAGUACAACCACACUCCUUUUUACUGUUCUGAAACACUUAAAAUAUAUUUGUGGCAAUGAUGAUAGCCUGGCAGGUCAACAAGAGAUGUACAUGUAUUGAAAGAUAAAAUAACAAGAUUAUAUUUUGUCCUCUCUUUAAUCAAUUAAAUAGAAUGUACAUUAUGAUAUUAAUGUCUUAAUAAAAUUGUGAUAUUAUAUUGGUAUUAA
Exaiptasia diaphana is the source of this 775-nucleotide messenger RNA. RefSeq names its product mediator of RNA polymerase II transcription subunit 9. The transcript is spliced from 3 exons. Gene Ontology annotation, biological process: regulation of transcription by RNA polymerase II. Gene Ontology annotation, molecular function: transcription coregulator activity. Lineage: Eukaryota; Metazoa; Cnidaria; Anthozoa; Actiniaria; Aiptasiidae. The record is from RefSeq and is a predicted model, not a curated record. The coding region runs from base 20 to 331 and encodes 103 amino acids. Gene Ontology annotation, cellular component: mediator complex.